UCAACAACUUUUAAGCAGGCAGGCACUACGAUGAUCUUCUCAUUUUCCCGGCAGGCAGGGGGCGACAACCCAAUUUCCCACUGGAUCUUCGACCUUUUCGGCAACCUUUUUUCCGAUACCCAACCUGUACAAACAUCCUUUAAUCGACAUAAGCUCCUUUCCCUUCCUGAAGCGAAAGUUCUUGACAUUUUCGGACGGCGCAAAAAAACGAAGAUUCAUCGGUACCUCUUGUUUUCGAAUACCCAAAAAAGCGUGGUGGUGUCUAUGGCUUCGAAAGAUGGGGCUGCUUUGAUUUUUUUUUCCCACGAAACGGGUGUUACCAAGGUGGUCGUGCAUCCACCAAACUACUAAUCAUAUCACACACAACAACUUGCAUCGGUGUCUCACGACGGAGUUCUCGGCUUUUUCCUCGCCUCGGCGACUUUUGUCUUAUUUUCUCGUUUAUUUUUUCGAUACCAUACACACGGGGUUUUGGUGUUUCGUCAUCGUCACUAAGAAGCGGCGACUUCAGUCACAUGAUAAAAAGUCAUAACGGUUCAACGGGUCCAUGAAUUCAUCAAAGAAAAAGAUAUCGACAUAUAGAGCGACUUUCGAUGGGUUUUUAGCAGGUUGCGCUAUGUGGGCGGGAGGCUUUUGCAACCUUGGGUGUUCUCGAAUUUCUGGGGGCUACAUGGGCAAAUCUUUUUUUGGGAGCAGGCAGGCAGGCAGGCAGGCAAAGACCUCCUUUGUCGUUUUGGUGUCGCGCGGAAUCUCAACUUGAAAGCUGGAAUUUCCGGGGUGUACGGGAAUGAGGAGUUGGUCUGAAAGUAUUUCGGGAAAUUUCUGUGUUGUUUUAUUUUUUUUUUUUUUUCUUGGUUCUCCUAUGUUCCGGAUUUUCUUUCCGCCUGUAUCAUGAAGGGAUGGUAGGCGCUGUGCUACGGCUUAGCCCCGCCUUUGCUUUUCUUUCUUCUUGUUGAUUUUGGGAUUUAUUUCUUGCAACGGGGAAACUUUGCAUCUCUCGGAUCUGGCUCGGUGUGUGAAAAGAUAUCAGCGUGUCUCUUUUCUCUCGUCUCUACUAUUCAUGGGGAAGGCUGGCUCGGUUUUGUUUUUGGCACAAAGCAUCAUCAUUUCGGGGAUAUCCUCUGUUUUUUGCGAGCGGGCGUCGCUUAAGCUUUGCUAGUGUGUGUCUUCCAUAUCCAUGUUAUGAGGAGUUACACUGGAAAGGGUUGUGUGUUUCUGUCUGCUACUUGCUGGGAUGUGGGCGAUUAGCUCCGAACUGGCUGCUUUGUCCCGGUCGAGUCAUCAUCUUACGUGUGACUCUUGUCGACCGCUCGACUCAAAAAGCUUGCGUGUGAAUAUUCGGGAUCAUAUUCCUGAAAAAAAGAUUUGCAAGUUAUAUGGCGAGCGAUCGAAAUAAAUACAACCGCCUCCUUCACUC
This is a messenger RNA of Neurospora crassa OR74A, 1417 nucleotides long. RefSeq lists its product as hypothetical. The record is from RefSeq and is a predicted model, not a curated record. Lineage: Eukaryota; Fungi; Ascomycota; Sordariomycetes; Sordariales; Sordariaceae. Bases 31 to 351 code for a protein of 106 amino acids. The transcript has a single exon.